AAAGGUUCCACUUGGGCUUGUAAGCUUGCAUACUUAUCACCGAAUUCUCUUUUUAAUGGCUCAUGAAAACUCUAAUGAAGCCGCUGCCAUCACGCCACCAGAACAGGACCGGCAGCUGCCGAUAGCCAAUGUUGGGCGGAUCAUGAGGCGGGCCCUACCGCCCUCGGCCAAGAUCUCAAAGGGGGCGAAGGAGAGUAUGCAGGAGUGCGUGACGGAGUUCGUGAACUUCGUGACAGGGGAGGCCUCCGACCACUGCCUACAGGAGAAGCGGAAGACGAUGAACGGCGACGACAUCUGCUGGGCGCUUGCCUCCCUCAGUUUCUACGACUACUGCCCACUGCUGAAGACGUACUUGGAGAGGUACAGAUAUGUUGAAGGAGAGAGGGCUACUCGAGCUAGGGCUAGUUAUAACAACAACAAUGAUUUGAUUACGAGCGAAGAAGCCAGUAAAAAUACUGAUGAAAUUGACAUUGUUUCACCAAAGUAUGACUUCUUCGCUAAGGUUAAUGGCUCAGGGUUAAAUAGAUGACACUAUGAUCUAUUAGAGACAUUGCUCUCUCGAAUUGAAGGUCCCAUUAACAAUAAAAGGAAGCACUAUUUUUGUUUUCUUCUUUUA
Punica granatum (pomegranate) is the source of this 616-nucleotide messenger RNA. The record is from RefSeq and is a predicted model, not a curated record. Lineage: Eukaryota; Viridiplantae; Streptophyta; Magnoliopsida; Myrtales; Lythraceae.